Molecule: messenger RNA, 5502 nt
Organism: Babesia bigemina
Lineage: Eukaryota; Apicomplexa; Aconoidasida; Piroplasmida; Babesiidae
Product: SET domain containing protein, putative
Exons: 1
Coding region: 1-5502 (1833 amino acids)
Biological process (GO): regulation of DNA-templated transcription
Cellular component (GO): nucleus; chromatin
Molecular function (GO): protein binding; histone H3K36 methyltransferase activity
Source: RefSeq, a predicted model, not a curated record
AUGGUGACGACAGUCGGCAUCAAGGGCAAGAAGCCCAAGGAUGGCAUCUACGCCCUUAAGCAGCUGGUGCUCGAAUCCGCGCCCCCUGAGUUCCUCCCGUUCAGGGAGGAUGUGUUGGGGUAUAUUCGUAGCGUUGGCAGCGAGAGUGAGGCCAGCGAUGUUUGGAUUUCGAAGCUGGCGCCACGCCUGUUGGGUGACGAUGAGCCCGUGCCAGACCUCGCUGCAGUCCACCGGGCGAGCGCCAAGCGUAGCGGCACUGCCAAGGGAUCGAACGCCGACCUCAACGCAGCCGACGGCAGCGUACUGGCAUCAGGUACGCCCGACGUGCGGCCGGCUUUGUCGGGGGAUGCGCCGGUGCCCGAAGGCAAUUCGUGGGAUAUCGAGAACGCCCUGGGUGCAGCCAUCCACUCCUUCAUGGCCGCCGGGGCGGCGAAGGCGCUGGGGAACACCACCAGUUCGCAUGCGCCACCUGCGACCCAGGGGACGCCGUUCGGCGCGCCGGGGGUGAGGUCCAUGCAGUCGCAAGUGCUGGGCAACAUAACUGAGAACCAGCGCAGGGCCUCGUUCGAGAAGCUGCUGGAGUCGUUGAACAACAGCGGCGACGAUGAAAAGGAUCCUUCGGGCCCCGCUCAAAAGGCGAAGCCUGCAACUGGUAUGGAUGGAGGUAAGGAUGCACUUCCCGGCGGAUUGGGCGCUGCCCUUACUCACGCAGCCACAACUCGUGUGGACAACGCCGCCGUGUUGGCGUCGAAUGCGAUUAAAUUGCCAGUGCCGCCACGUGUAAACCCCGUGCCGGCAGCUGUUGCAGUGGGCAGCAUCGCGGGGGCCGGGCUUGGUUCCACGGCCGUGGUAGUAGAUCCGUCCCAGUUGGCAGACCCCGCUGCCGCGCUCAGUAGGUCACAUGCGCAGCCCGAGAAACAGGCCUUAGAGAGGGGAAAAGAACGUCCGCGUAGUGUCAGGGCAAAGAGUAAGGAAUCUAGUCAGCCUGGCACGCCCUUUUCGCGUAAGGAUGAAGUCAUUGACUGCGGGUCUCCCGUGGUAGGGGAGCACCUGGCUGAGGUGGAUACGGAUCUUUUGGGAGGAGACGCGGCUGGGAAGCGUGGGCUGCGCAAGCUGAACGCGCGUCGGAUUGUUGAUCGGAAGUUGGUGUGGCCGCUGAACUGCUGGGUCUGCAGGGAGCCCAUGGAUCGUAUGCACCCAUACGUGGUCUGCAAUUCCACUUGUAAGCGUGCGUACCACGCUUCCUGCGAGGCUAUUGCUGCCCUCAAGCUCCGGUUGCAAAUAAAGCCCAUUGACGUGGAGACGCCCGCGCUGCCUCGGGGUCGAAGUGCCCGGGGCGCCGCCCGUGGGAGAGGCAGGAGCAGCGUCCGUGCAAGUAGCCGUAAGGGCAACGUGGGCGCUCCUGAUUCCCUGAGCCCGGAACGUGUGCCCGGAUCGGCGGAUGGCAACUACACGGCGGGCAUGGAAGGCUCGAGCUUGCAAGAAGCGUACGCUUCGGCUGGACGUAUUGGCUCCACCGACAGUGCACCCAGAUUACGCGCAAGUGGUAGUGGUAGCGCUGCCAGCCGGGCUGGUUCCGUGAGUGAACAUGCGACGGGCCUGUCAGGCAGGGAUGCUUCUUUGCGGGGAAUCGGCGCCGUUGACGGCACCCGUAAUAGACAUGCAGCAAACGAUAACGACAAAAAUGAGCUCGAGGUGUCAACAGAAUGGCGCAAGCUGGUCCCGUCCUCGACCGGCUGGACCAGGGUGACCCCCAACUGCAUCUCCCGGGAGUGCAGCUUUUGCAUAAAUUCGUACGCGGGGUGUUCAGCGUGUUUCAAGUUCGUGGCCAUAAAGGACCUGUGCCGCUGCGCCAUGGAUGGAUGCUCGACCUUUUACUGCUACCCUGCCUGCCUGCGCCAAGUGCGCCUGGUCGUACCUGAUGUGCAGAUCAUGGAGAUACACCAGCUCGUUUACGGCAACGUCGAUCGGCUGCUGGACGAGAACAAGCGGCCCAUCUUCAUCUGUCACGGCCACACGUGCUGGAGUUGCUACGACUGCGACCGCUACUCCUAUUUGUGGGAGACCCUGUGGCGCAUCGAGGCGAACCGCUCGGAGACGGACUACAUGAACACGGCGUGGCAGGACCUGCGGAAGACGUGCCGCGGCAAAGUUGAGACCGCGCACUUCGCGAAGGGGAAGAAGCUAACACGCCCACUGGUGUACCCCGAUCUGCGCUUGUACAAGACCUACAUGCAGUCCCGACGCUUCGCAAUCCACGGGGUGUCUGGCUCGACGGCAUCGAAAACGCUCUACCCGCCAUCCGACGACGAGGACCGCGCCACGUUCCACCAAGUGACCUCCAACGUGCUGAUGCGUUGUGUGCGCUGUGAGCGGACGUGGUGCACGCACUGCCUGCAUCCCGACGUGCGCAUCCUCCAGAAUUCCGGGAAGCAGAUGAUUUGCCAGGACUGCAUCCACGUCGAGAUGGUGCAAGCGCUGUCUCAGGACCGCGUCGAACGUAGUUCGCAGCACGAGCUCAUUGACCCCAAGGUCAUGGUCCCCAGCAGGCACCCACUGGAUGUUUAUAACACGGUGUCAUCCUACAUAGCCUCCCAGGGCCUCUACCAGAGCAAGCUUGCCGUUAAGCCCCAUUUCCUGGACCCGGGGUCGUUUUACCACGUGCCAGACGCCGCUGAGCUGGCUGCGACGUGCCCGCGAAAGAUUCGCUCUGAUGCCGGGAAGACCCGAGCUCGUGGCGCUGCGGCUUCAAAGGCCGUCAACGCCGAUGGCGCUGAUAAAGUCAACGACUGCAAACGGGAGGCGAUUGAUGUGGUCCCGCGGGCAAAGGCGGACGGUGCAAGCGCUAGCGGAGGUAAGCGGGGCGCGCAAAACGGCCCCAAGGGCGAGAAAUCUAGCGCUAACGCAACGGGCAGUGCCCCAGGUGUGAAAGGUGCCUCAGGGACUAAAACGAAUGUAGAUACUAAUGCGGCCACCACUCCGAAGAACUUGGUAAAAACGGAAGGCUCGAGUUCGGCGAGCCUGGGGAACGCAGGAGCCACGCGCGUAACUUCGGGAAGUGUGGAUGGUGGUGCUGUAAACCAGCCCGCUAUGGCCGAAAAAGCAAAUGGAAGUGAACUUAUCAGACAAGGUGGUAUGGCCGCCGCUGUCAACACCGUCUCUACCGGCCUAAACCUGUCGAACGCCAUGGGGCAGCCUCCUGUCAUGCCCGGGGGCCUGCCUAAUCCAGCAGCGCAGGUUACUGCAGCCAUGUCGCCUACCAACGCUACACAGGCAGGUGCCGGCGGUGCACAAGUAGUCGUCGGUGAAUUUGGCGCCAGCGUGGAGAUACCCGUGGGAUCUGCUGAGGCACUCGACGGCCAACAGUUGCCUGCGCAGGGUGAAAAGCGCCGUCGGGGCCGUCCACGUAACAGCACGGAGAAGUCUCCGAGUUCAGCUCGCCAAGCCAAGCUUCCACAGGAGGGGGGCGACACACCGGUGCAGGAGGGCGAAGAGGUUCAACGCAGGAAAUACGUUCGGCGCGCCAAGACUGAAAAAGGUCUCAAACCCGCCAAGACCACUAAGGCAUCCAAAUCCGGCCGUUCUGAAAUGUCAAGCGACGACGAAGGGGAUGCCAGGCCGAAGAGGGCUACACGGCCCACGGCAGUCCGCCAUCCGCUGAUCGCCUCGUCUCGACGCGAGCUGCGGGCGCAGGUCCGGACGCGCCUGAAUCGUAUGCACUCCAAGGAAUUCAACGUCAUGGUGCGCGAAGUCGACCCGUUGGUCGUUUUGCGUCUGUGCAGCGAGUUCCGCUACAUGACCAGCAACCUCAUUACGGAUGACUCGCUGCGCUCGAUAUCAGGCGUGCAGGCGUCCACCAAAUGCUCAUGCACGUACGGAUGCUCGUCCACCUGCGCAAACAUCGCUCGCCACGUCGAGUGCAACAACGUGAACUGCAACCUGGGCGACUUCAACUGCGGCAACCGGCGCUUCAAGCACAUGGGCAUCCCGAAGCUGCGCCUGCGCAUGGUCGAGGGCAAGGGAAUGGGCGCGUUCGCGGCGGAGGACAUCGAUGAGGACGAGCUGGUGUGCGAAUACGUGGGGAGGGUGAUUACGCAGGCGCAGUUCCAGCGCUGCGUGAGCAGCUGGAGCUUCGCCGAGCUGGACAACGCCAACCAGAGCCACUGGUACAUCAUGAAGGUGCACAAGGACGUGUACAUCGACUCGACGAACAUGGGCAACGUUGCGCGCUUCAUCAACCACUCGUGCGAGCCCAACUGCUCGAGCGUGCCCUUCUACGUCAACGGCACCUUCCGCAUGGGGGUGUUCGCCCAACGGCGCAUCGCCAAGGGCGAGGAGGUGACGUACAACUACGGGUUCUCCUCUCGUGGCGUCGGCGGCGGGUUCAAGUGCCUCUGCGGCGCUAAGAACUGCCGCGGGAUAGUGGGUGUGCAGCCCGACACCACUGCCGAAACGCUGCAAGAAAUCGAAAUUGCGAAGGCCAGCGGCCUCGAGUACGAUACCCUGAGCCAGCUCAUGUACGACAUCGCGUCCAUGCACGGGUGCAAGAGCGAUGUCAGCAGCAUGAAGAACAGCCCGUCACCCAUCGACAUCCUCAACGGCAUCCGGACCACUGGUGACCUCUACCGUUACGAGAAGUCACAAACGCGCCUCAGGCUCAAAGGCGAAAGCGACUUGGGGUCGGGGCUCGUCAUGCCCAUUAGCCCCGUCACCCUGGUGGUGGAGGACAGCAUGCAGUUGAAACACUCGCAGCUGAACUACGCCAAGCUGCUGGUGCUCGGCGGCCGCACGAUGAAGGAGUGGGACAUGGCAAACACGAAGGAAUUUGCGGCCGGCAUCCCUUGGGGCAUCAUCGCGCUCGAGAACAACAAGGCCACCAUGACGAAGAGCUUGGAGUCCGGAUGCGCGUUCCCCGACUUCUACUCCCGAGCCAAGCGCUACAUACAGACGAUGUGCAUGGCGCUGUCGCGCCAGUGCGCCGGCAACCAGGGCUGCGAGAACGUACAGAGCCUCAUGGAUCUGACCUGGGGCGCCACGGAACCCUGCUACGUGUGCAACGGCUACGGGGACUGCAAGAACUGCGACCACUGCGGCGACGUAUUACACGACGAUAACGCAUGUGGCGAUUUCUACGUGAACCGCGCCGGCAUGAACCUCUGCAACGUCUGCCAGAACAGCGACCACCGGCUGGCGUGGCUGCUCUCCAGCGACAUCGCCAAGGAGUCGAUGGCCAUGAGGCUGUGGCGGCUCCGGAUGGAAAUGGCUUACCGUCAGUCGCGCGCGACGUUCCGGUCGCUGGUGGCGCAGCACAAGGCCUCGGCUAACGAGAGCGCGGAGACCGGUGGCUCACAGUCCCGCGUCUACCUCCGCCCUGAGGCGUUGCUGUGCACGCGGCGCGAGUUGGAGCGGUUCAACAAGAGCCCCACGGCCUUCUACGACAUGCAGGUGAAGUACCACACCCAGUGCCAGAACGCGCUGAGCAACUACGAGUGCUUCUGGUGA